AUGCGUUUCGCUGCCGCCGCUGCCGUUCUGGCCACCUCGGUCCUUGCCGUCGAGCCCACCAGCACCACCUACAUCACCGAGCACCUCACCGUCACUCAGUGCCCCGAGACUGUCACUGACUGCCCGGCCCGCGCCAAGACGACCUCGGUCAUCAUCAACACGGUUCCCCUGACCACCAGCACCGUCUACAGCACCAAGGUCCACACCAUCACCAGCUGCGCUGCCACCGUCACCGACUGCCCUGCUCACAGCACCGUCGUCAGCACCGAGACCAUCUCCGUCUCUACCACGGUCUGCCCCGUCGGCGCUGCCACUCCCACCCCCGGUCUCUGGAACAACUCUACCCUUCCUGCCGGCGGCAAGCCCACCGGCAGCCAGCCCGUCACCGUCCCCGCUGGUGAGAAGCCUACCGGCCCUGCUCAGCCUCCCAAGUCUAUCAGCACCCAGGCCCCUGCUUGCCCUACCCACUCGGUUACCGCCAUCACCAAGAGCUACACCACCGUCCUCACCUCGGUUGAGUACUCUACCAUUGCUAUUCCCUGCCCUACCGGCGGCAACCCUGGCGGCAACCCCCCUGCUGGUACCAACGCCCCCAAGCCCCCUACCGGCACUGGUGUUCCCCAGCCUCCCGCUGGUGGCAACCAGACCUGCACUGGCCCCAACUGCCCUCCCAAGACCCCCGUCACCGGUGGUGCUGCUAGCUUCGCUGGCUCUGCCAUCUUUGCCGCCGCUGCCGGUCUUGCCGCUCUCGUCCUUGCUUAA
Cordyceps militaris CM01 is the source of this 762-nucleotide messenger RNA. RefSeq lists its product as uncharacterized. The transcript is spliced from 2 exons. The coding region runs from base 1 to 762 and encodes 253 amino acids. The record is from RefSeq and is a predicted model, not a curated record. Lineage: Eukaryota; Fungi; Ascomycota; Sordariomycetes; Hypocreales; Cordycipitaceae.